AUGGAUACUAUGUACAGUGAAAAAGACAAAACUAAAAACACGUAUGAACAUGCUUUUAAAUUUUUAAGAACAGAAUUUGAUAAUCUCCAGUUAAAAUUUACACCAAAAACUAUUUAUGCAGAUUUUGAAAAGGCUAUACAUAAUGCCGUAUAUGCAGUUUGGCCAGAAAUAGACUUAAGAGGAUGUCGAUUUCACUUAGGUCAAUCAUGGUUGCGUAAAAUUCAAGAUCUAAAAUUGUCCACUUUUUAUAGGAAUAAAAAUUCUGAGAUUGGUAGAUUUUUAAAGUAUAUAUUUGGAUUGCCAUUUUUAACACCAGAUGAAGUAGGUGAUUUUUUUGCGUCCGAAAUGAUGGGAAUCAAACCAGUUGAUAGAAAAAUAGACUUAUUUCUAGAUUACUUGGUCGAUAAUUAUAUUUCACCUGAAUCUACUUUUCCACCUCGUAUCUGGGCUGAAUUUUCGCAUAGUACUUUCCGUACCACAAAUAACUGUGAAUCAUUUCAUUCUAAAUUCAAUGGAAUGUUUUAUCAUGCCCACCCAAAUAUUUAUCAAUUUAUAGAAGCUUUAAAAUAUAUACAACAAGAUUCCUAUAUCAAAUUAAGAAGUACCAUAAAACGAAGGAACCCUAUAUUAGCUAAAGAAGAUUUUAUUAAAGAAAAAAUGUAUAAAUAUAGUUCAGGUCAAAUAUCACGAUUGGAAUUUGUAAAAGAAAUAUCCUUUAAAUUCAAUCCAAUUUCAAAUUUUUAA
Molecule: messenger RNA, 744 nt
Organism: Melanaphis sacchari
Lineage: Eukaryota; Metazoa; Arthropoda; Insecta; Hemiptera; Aphididae
Exons: 2
Coding region: 1-744 (247 amino acids)
Source: RefSeq, a predicted model, not a curated record